ACGCUACGGGAACAAAACAUAGAAUAGAAAAUAACGACUAAAGUACAUAAAGCAUAAACAGGGAGCAUAAAGACGAGCGCGCCUAGACUGACUCCUGCUCUGCCUUGGGUCUCUCUCGGUUGCUAUAGCUAGCGCGAGAAGACGGACAUGCAUGCACGCAGGCGCGCACGCACACACAACACACACAUACGAGAAAAGCGCGAGAGAGACGCAAGGGGGAUGGGGUUGGUCACGAAUGCGUUUCUGUUAACUUCCCCGUGACAAUUACAGAUAGCCAAAGCGCACAGAAGUAGCCAAAUAACGUAACACUGCCAGUAAACGAAUGGCUAGAUGUCUGAGAGUCGGAGAGAUGAGAGAGGCAAGCAGAGAGGGAGAGAGAAGACUCACACAGUCCCAGUGUUGCACAGCAGAUAUGAGGAUGAUUGAUGUGUAAGAGGCAGAGCCCGGCGCAGAGCAGGCAGCCUUGCGGACCAGUACUCAGACCCAGGAUCAGCCCAGCCUUCUCAGAGCUGGAGACCCUCUCCCCACAACGACCGUCGCCUCUGCUGCGUGGCCCCCUCAGUGACAUGUACCCUGAAGAGAGCCGGGAGUCCGGAGGGGUAGCCACUGUGGACUUCCUGGAAGGGACGUACGACUAUGCCACCCCCACCCCUGCCCCGACUCCUCUUUACAGCCACUCCACCCCUGGCUACUACUCUGCACCUCUGGACGCCCAUGGACCACCCUCAGAUGGCAGCCUUCAGUCCCUGGGCAGUGGGCCUACCAGUCCUCUUGUGUUUGUGCCCUCCAGCCCCAGACUCAGCCCCUUUAUGCACCCGCCCAGCCACCACUAUCUGGAAACCACCUCAACACCCGUCUACAGGUCCAGUGUCCCAUCCAGUCAGCAGCCGGUUUCCAGAGAGGACCAUUGUGCCACCAGUGACGAGUCAUACAGUGUGGGGGAGUCAGGGGCUGGAGCCGGGGGUUUUGAGAUGGCCAAAGAAAUGCGUUUCUGUGCCGUGUGCAGUGACUAUGCCUCUGGGUACCACUACGGGGUGUGGUCCUGUGAGGGCUGCAAGGCCUUCUUUAAGAGGAGUAUCCAGGGUCACAAUGACUAUAUGUGCCCAGCAACCAAUCAGUGUACUAUUGACAGGAAUCGGAGGAAGAGCUGCCAGGCUUGCCGUCUUAGGAAGUGUUACGAAGUGGGCAUGAUGAAAGGAGGUGUGCGCAAGGACCGGGGGCGUGUUUUGCGGCGUGACAAACGACGUACUGGCACCAGUGACAGAGACAAGGCCUCUAAGGGCCUGGAGCACAGAACAGUGCCCCCUCAGGUCAGGAGGAAACACAGCAGCAGCAGCAGUGCUGGUGGUGGAGAAGGAAAAUCACCGGUGACUGGCAUGCCUCCUGACCAGGUGCUCCUCUUGCUCCAGGGUGCCGAGCCCCCAAUGCUGUGCUCCCGUCAGAAGCUGAGCCGACCCUACACUGAGGUCACCAUAAUGACCCUGCUCACCAGCAUGGCUGAUAAGGAGCUGGUCCACAUGAUCGCCUGGGCCAAGAAGCUUCCAGGUUUCCUGCAGCUGUCCCUCCAUGACCAGGUGCAGCUGCUGGAGAGCUCGUGGCUGGAGGUGCUGAUGAUCGGGCUCAUCUGGAGGUCCAUCCACUGCCCAGGCAAACUCAUCUUCGCACAAGACCUCAUACUGGACAGGAAUGAAGGCGACUGUGUCGAAGGCAUGGCUGAGAUAUUCGACAUGCUGCUGGCCACUGCUUCCCGCUUUCGCAUGCUCAAACUCAAACCUGAGGAGUUUGUCUGCCUCAAAGCUAUCAUCUUGCUCAACUCUGGUGCCUUCUCUUUCUGCACCGGCACAAUGGAGCCCCUCCACAACAGCGUGGCAGUGCAGAACAUGCUGGACACCAUCACAGACGCUCUCAUACAUCAUAUCAGCCAAUCAGGAUGUUCAGCUCAGCAGCAGUCGAGGCGGCAGGCCCAGCUGCUGCUCCUGCUCUCCCACAUCAGGCACAUGAGCAACAAAGGCAUGGAGCAUCUCUACAGCAUGAAGUGCAAGAACAAAGUGCCUCUGUAUGACCUGCUGCUGGAGAUGCUGGACGCUCACCGCGUACACCGCCCAGACAGACCAGCUCAGUCCUGGUCCCAGGCUGACGGAGAGCCUCCUUCAUCACCAGCAACAACAACAACAGCAGCAGCAGCAGUGGCGGCGGUGGCUCCUCUUCAGCCGGUUCCAGUUCAGGACCCCAAGUCAGCCACGAGAGCCCGAGCAGAGGUCCAGGUGUCCUGCAGUAUGGAGGGUCCCGCUCUGACUGCACCCAUAUCCUAUGAGAGAGCACAACAAGCAACAUCUGAAGGUCAAAAGUCAUUUUUCUGGAUGAUGUGUGUAGUACAGAAUGAAAGAUAAAGGUUGUAUUUGAAAUUAUUUCUUUAUAAAUAUUUAUAAAUUAAGUGAUUUUAUAGUUGUAGCUGUUUAGGGAGACAUUUUUUCCUUUGCACUACAGUACACUACAAUAUCAGCUUCAAUGCAGUCAAUCUUCUAUGCUGCCUUUCAUAAUAUCUGUGAUUUUGAGUCAGUCUCUGACAGCUUUACAGUACAGCUUAUUAUUUCCAGGUGUUAGGUCAUAUUGUGACACUCUGUCGGCUAUGGUGAUUUGAAAUGACGAGCAGCUAAUUUGUCUUUGUAUUCGCCUCGACCAAAGUGCACUUCCUCUUGGGUUUAAGGGACUAAUGGGCAUUAUUUUUACUUUUACAUAUAAAGGAUGAUUACACACUAUGAUAAGAAACAGGUUCAAAUGAAUGCGUAAUUUAUUUUGUGUUUAAAUCGUUAAAGCCUAAACGUCAGGUAUCGAGUCUUAAGUCUUUUGAAUAGCUAAAAAUUGCACGAUCAAAUCUUAGAGCACUGAAAAAUUAUGCCAAGCUUUAUUGUUGGGUAACUUCACCCCAUCCACAGCUUUUUGUGUAUAGUAGGUUUGUUCUUUAUGCUUACUUGCAGCAAAGUUUUUUUUCUGAAUUAGUCAUGUUUUAAAUGUGUGUGUGUGUGUGUGUGUGUGUGUGUGUGUGUCUGCAAGAGAGAGAAAUCUGCAAUGAGCUGAGUGGCUCCAAGCUGAUUUAAUUCAACACAUUUCACCCACAUCAAAGCUACAACCGGUUACUAUUCAUCCACUAAUUCAGUGAUUACAUGUUGAGUUUACUAGUUACUCUAAUAUAUGUGCAUAUAUGCGAUUGUUUUUAUUUCUGUUUAAAUGGACUGAAUUUGAUCCGAUUGGAAAGAAGAUAUCUGAUAUGGAUAUGAUCAAGUGUUUUCUUUAUUAGCUGCUAUACACUGCUAAGUACCAGUAUAAAAGUUUGGUUUAUAAAAUGUCAGAAAAUGUGAUGUAUUCAAAUAGCCUUUUCUGUCCAACCAACAAUCUAAAUCCCAAAUGUAUUCAAUUUACUAUCACAAACACAAAGAAAAGCAGAAAAUCCUCAAGGUGUGUUCAGAGAAAAAGCGAAGUAAACAUUUGUCUCCUGCAAUAUAUGAAAAUGGACAUUUGCCCCGCUCCAAUAUUUGUAAUGACCAGUCAUCAAAUGUCUCCAAAAGAAAGCUAAUGUUCUCUCCUUAUUAUUUAUUCAGUGUUAAACUGACUCCAAAUCCUACUGGAUGGUCACUGAACACGUCCUGCUUCAUGUUGGUUUACACGUCAACCAACAACAUUGAACACAACAGCUGUGCCCUCGUGCCAAUGUUUUAGGCCAUACUGUAUCCUCCGCCUGCCACUCACAGGUAAAACACAGUCUGUUUAAAUCGCAGCCUCACUGAUGCACACGUUAAAUAUGAACCAGUGUGUUACAGCUCUCGAUGAACACAUCUGGCUGGAUGUUUGUCAGUGUAACAGGCUGGAGGAUGAUCGGAGUUUCACUGGGUCUGUAGUUGAUUUGUCACUGUGAACCGACCAGGUUAUCAUUAUGUUGGUCAAAAUGCACCCAAAUGCACACUUGCUCGCUGAAGUCAAAACUCGCUACAAACUCAGAUCCUUUCUGUAUUAUCCUCCAGUUUCUCUCCCUUUUCAUGUCGUCUUCGUAUGUUUAUGAAGCAGCCUCUUUGCGUCAAUGUGUGCCACCCUGUUUGAAUUCGCAUCUUUCCAUUGACUUUAGAUGCAAGUGCACUGCCUCAAAAAUUCCCUUUGUGUUCUCUAAACACACAGUAACAACUGAAGCUGCAACUAGGCAAUAUUGGGCAUUUUUGCUUGAAAAAUGACUGAUUGUUAAAAUAGUAGCUAGUUCCUGACUAACUGACUAAUAGUUUCAGCUCUACUCUUAAGUACUAAAAAAAAAAAAAAAUGCCACCCUGCUGUUGAAAAAAAAAGUUCUCUCUUCCUCUUUGGGGACAUGUUAAAUGUUUUACAUUCUUUAAUUGAAUCAAUGCAAAAAUAAUCAUAAAAUAAGAAAAUAAAAGAGAAUUGAGUCCACGUGUGAUAGGUUUAUAAUUUAACACAGGUCAUGAUUAUUAAUCCUAGUUCUCUGUGAUAAAAGGACACUGCUCCAAAUUAAACUUUUUCCUUGUUUGUUGAUACUGUGAUACUAAGCAUAUAUUUUGUGCACCAUAGAUUUGUAAUACGUCAAAUAAUUGGAAUAACUUUGGCGAUGCAGUACACUGUAAGUUUGAACACAAGCAUUUAAUAUAUUGAGAAAAAAGCUGACUGACGUGUAGAGAAUGCACGCAAUUAAAAUGUAUGUUUCCAGGACAGAAACGAUAAACAGAGAUGCAGUUCCAGUGUAGUCAAAUCUGAUCGGCGCCACUUACAGACGUGUAUGGAAAUCCUCCAUACGGGAUCAGAAAACUGGAUUUAGCCACUUGACUUAUGUGUAAUACCAGUCAAACCUGACCAGACUGUUAUUUGUUUGCUGUGCAUAAAAAUAAAAACAGUAAUUGGGAAAAUGUUGUUCAUUACCGUAUUUCUUUUAAGUUUGUAUCCCAUAAUCAAGUGGAAGAAUACACAGAGGUAAAUAUUUCAUGUUUUUUUAUUUGAAAAGAGAGUAUUCUUCAUGAAGUCGGCAUUAGCAAACUGUACAUACAUAAAUAACCAUUUUCAUAUUUCUUUUUUUUUUUUUUUUUUUUACAGAUUGUGUUUUAACAACGCAGUGAUUCUAAUCAUCUCAUCACUGCAGAAUAAUUAUCGCAGUUAUUACAAAGCUCACUAUUUCAUGUCACAGCUGUCUACUAAAACACUAACAGU
Molecule: messenger RNA, 5202 nt
Organism: Siniperca chuatsi (mandarin fish)
Lineage: Eukaryota; Metazoa; Chordata; Actinopteri; Centrarchiformes; Sinipercidae
Gene: esr1
Product: estrogen receptor 1
Biological process (GO): regulation of DNA-templated transcription; steroid hormone receptor signaling pathway
Cellular component (GO): nucleus
Molecular function (GO): zinc ion binding; DNA-binding transcription factor activity; steroid binding
Source: RefSeq, a predicted model, not a curated record